Elgaria multicarinata webbii is the source of this 2836-nucleotide messenger RNA. RefSeq names its product guanine monophosphate synthase (gene GMPS). The coding region runs from base 210 to 2291 and encodes 693 amino acids. The transcript is spliced from 16 exons. The record is from RefSeq and is a predicted model, not a curated record. Gene Ontology annotation, cellular component: cytosol. Gene Ontology annotation, biological process: GMP biosynthetic process. Lineage: Eukaryota; Metazoa; Chordata; Lepidosauria; Squamata; Anguidae. Gene Ontology annotation, molecular function: GMP synthase activity; ATP binding; GMP synthase (glutamine-hydrolyzing) activity.
CGGCAGUAUCCACGAGCGGCGGCUCGUCCGCGGCAGGCAGCCUGGUUCGCAAUCUCUCCCCGUUUCCUCGUUCCGGCUUGCAGUUCUCGGCGGCGGCGCUCUUCUCCGUGCCGGCGGACGGGCGCGGAGCUCGUCCAUUAUUAUUAUUCCUCCCUCUCCUCCUCCUCCUCCUCCUCCUCCAGCCCUCUGGUGUUUCCCCGGCCGGCUCUAUGGCUCUGUGCAAUGGAGAAGCCAAGUUGGAGAAUGCUGGAGAAGAUCUCAAGGAUGGUCUGUGCCGCUAUGAGGGAGCUGUAGUAAUACUUGAUGCUGGUGCUCAGUAUGGGAAAGUUAUAGAUCGCCGAGUCAGAGAACUGUUUGUCCAGUCAGAGAUCUUCCCUCUGGAAACUCCUGCCUUUGCCAUCAAAGAACAGGGAUUUCGGGCUAUCAUCAUAUCUGGAGGACCCAAUUCCGUUUAUGCAGAGGAUGCUCCCUGGUUUGACCCAGCAAUAUUUACGAUAGGCAAACCUGUUCUUGGAAUCUGCUAUGGCAUGCAGAUGAUGAAUAAAGUAUUUGGAGGUACAGUGCACAAAAAAGAUGUUAGAGAAGACGGAGUCUUCAGCAUUACUGUAGAUAACACGUGUUCACUGUUCAGGGGACUCCAGAAGGAAGAGAUUGUUCUCCUCACCCAUGGAGACAGUGUAGAUAAAGUAGCAGAUGGAUUCAAAGUUGUUGCACAAUCUGGAAGUGUUAUAGCUGCUAUAGCAAAUGAAUCUAAAAAACUGUACGGAGCACAGUUCCAUCCUGAAGUUAGCCUUACAGUGAAUGGAAAAGCGAUGCUGAAAAACUUCCUUUAUGACAUUGCCGGCUGCAGUGGCACCUUCACAGUUCAAAACAGAGAACAGGAGUGCAUUCGAGAUAUCAAAGAGAAAGUAGGGUCAUCAAAAGUCCUGGUUUUACUCAGUGGAGGUGUGGACUCCACUGUGUGUACAGCUUUACUCAACCGAGCAUUAAAUCAAGAGCAGGUGAUAGCCGUGCACAUAGAUAAUGGAUUUAUGCGCAAGAGGGAAAGUCAAUCUGUGGAGGAGGCACUCAAGAAAUUGGGAAUUCAAGUCAAAGUGGUAAAUGCCGCUCAUUGGUUCUACAAUGGUACAACAACUCUGCCCAUCUCUGAGGAAGACAGAACUCCACGAAAAAGGAUCAGUAAAACACUUAAUAUGACUACAAGUCCUGAGGAAAAACGCAAAAUUAUUGGCGACACCUUUGUGAAGAUUGCUAAUGAAGUUAUUGGAGAAAUGAACCUGAAGCCGGAGGAAGUCUUCCUUGCUCAGGGAACCUUGCGGCCUGACCUCAUUGAAAGUGCAUCUGUUGUUGCUAGUGGCAAAGCAGAAGUCAUCAAGACUCAUCACAAUGACACAGAGCUCAUAAGAAAGUUAAGGGAAGAGGGCAAAGUAAUAGAACCACUGAAGGAUUUCCAUAAGGACGAAGUAAGAAUACUUGGGAGAGAACUAGGUCUGCCCGAAGAGCUGGUGUCAAGACACCCAUUCCCAGGUCCUGGCCUUGCAAUCAGGGUAAUAUGUGCCGAAGAACCAUACGUUUGCAAAGAUUUCCCUGAAACCAACAACAUUUUGAAAAUCAUAGCAGACUUUUCUGCAAGUGUUAAAAAGCCUCACACACUGCUGCAGAGGGUCAAAGCUUGUACAACUGAGGAAGACCAGGAGAAAUUGAUGCAGAUCACAAGUCUACAUUCAUUGAAUGCCUUCUUGCUGCCAAUUAAAACUGUGGGAGUACAGGGUGAUUGUCGUUCCUACAGCUACGUUUGUGGAAUCUCCAGUAAAGACGCUCCACACUGGGACUCCCUUAUGUUCCUUUCCAGACUCAUACCACGCAUGUGUCACAACAUCAACCGAGUUGUCUAUGUAUUUGGCCCGCCAGUCAAAGAACCUCCCACAGAUGUUACUCCCACGUUCCUGACAACAGGUGUCCUCAGCACAUUGCGGCAAGCUGAUUUCGAGGCACAUAAUAUUCUCAGGGAGUCUGGUUAUUCUGGAAAAAUCAGCCAGAUGCCAAUAAUCUUAACACCAUUGCAUUUUGAUCGAGAUCCUCUACAGAAGCAGCCUUCCUGUCAAAGAUCAGUGGUUAUUCGAACCUUUAUUACUAGUGACUUCAUGACCGGUAUUGCAGCAACUCCAGGCAAUGAAAUACCAGAAGAGGUUGUGUUGAAAAUGGUGACAGAGAUCAAGAAAAUUCCUGGCAUCUCCCGGGUGAUGUAUGACUUGACUUCAAAACCACCAGGAACAACUGAGUGGGAGUAAUUAUUUCCCCACCCCACCCCAAUGAAAGUACUGUAUGCAGUUUUAAAUUAUAUCAGAAACCAUUCCCCAGUGUUGACAUGCAGUGCUGUGAAACGAGUGACUGGAGCUGCUGCUACAUCACAUGUGAUUUUUUUUUCUCUCUCUCUCUCUCUCUCCUGGAGCAUAAUCCACAAAUUAAGAGUGAUGAUGUUGGGUGGGGGGCGGGAGGGAGGGAGGGAGGGAAGUAAAGUAAGUGGGGCUGAGGAUACGUACGGGUAAAUAAUUAGGGCAGUGUUGCCUAUUGUGCAGAUAGAUCCAUAUUGCUUUGCCUUUUGGGGAGGGGGGAGGGCCUUAUUGGCUCUUCCCGUUUUUCAUGUGUUUUUACCGUUACGUCAUUUCAACCGUCUCUUUUUAAUUUCUUUUGUAUACUGUGUAAAAAGAGGCAAGUUUUAUUUACAUUUACCAAAACCAUUGUUAGAGCCUAUUAAUAAUGUAAAAUGAAGAAGAAAAAGUGACCAACUGCUUUUGAAACAGAUUUAUUAUAAAUAAAUAUUUUGCCAAAUGGA